This is a messenger RNA of Anopheles stephensi (Asian malaria mosquito), 2219 nucleotides long. Its product is annotated as growth hormone-regulated TBC protein 1-A. The transcript has 5 exons. The record is from RefSeq and is a predicted model, not a curated record. Bases 443 to 1444 code for a protein of 333 amino acids. Lineage: Eukaryota; Metazoa; Arthropoda; Insecta; Diptera; Culicidae.
CGUUUUUUUUGGCAAAUGAAGCAUCUGUUGAAAAUCGGUCAGUUCUGCAAGUUUUUCCCUGGUGCGGUGCAGUAGGAGAAAAGAACAGUUAAUAAAAAUGGUUUGUGGAUAAUUGAGACGAUUGCAAUACGUAAAUUGAUCUGCGAUCAGUGUGUCGAAUCCGAAUUUCGUGACGGAAGCAACCGAAAACAGCGAUUCUAGUCGAUGAUUGUGUUAUCAAAACAUCAGCUGAUGCAUUGUGAUGAUUCGAAAACGGUGUGAUAACAGUUCGAACGGGUACUAUAUUGGGCGAUCUCUUCUAAAAUAGCUGGAGCACCAAUGAGUGCAAAACAGAGUGCAUUUAGUGUGAAAAAUUGCCUUUGCGUUCGGUGCUGGUGCAUUGCGAAAAAACAACAAAUCCUGUAAAGUGUAGUGCCGUGCGUAGGAGAGACAUCAGAACGCGAUGGCUGUGUCUAAGUUUAGUGACGUGGACGAGUAUGGAUUCAAGCGGGAACCGGAUUUCGAUUACCAGUCGUAUGAGAAUAUUAUGUCCAGCUAUCUGUCGGUGCUCACCACCCGCAGCAUGCGAUGGCAGAAGUUUCUCAAGAGUGCGGACAUGCUGAAGAACCGUUCCAAAUUGAAGCGCUUCGUACGCAAAGGCGUGCCAGGAUCGCUCAGGGAGGAGGUGUGGAUGAAAACGUCCGGCGCGCAGGAACUGCUGCAACAGCAACCAAAUCUCUAUCAAACGCUGCUCACAUACGAAUUUGACCAGGAAAUAUCGGAUCAAAUCAAACUCGACCUUCCGCGGACGUUUCCAGACAAUAUCCAUUUCGAACAGUAUCAGUUAAGCUUGUACAAUGUGCUGAUCGCAUUUGCCCACCACAAUCGCACGGUGGGGUACUGUCAGGGCCUAAACUAUAUAGCUGGGUUGCUGUUACUGGUGACCAAAAAUGAAGUGUCUUCAUUCUGGCUGCUAAAAGUGGUGGUCGAAAACAUCGUCCCCCUAUAUCACACCAAAACGAUGGAUAAUCUCAUCACCGACAUUGAGGUGCUCAGUGAACUGAUCCGUCUGCGUGCACCGGACGUUCAUCGGCACAUCUUCGAUCUGGGACUGCCCUGGCCUGUGAUAGCAACCAAAUGGUUCAUCUGCCUGUACGCCGAGGUAGUUCCGACCGAAACCGUGCUCCGGAUAUGGGACUGUCUGUUUCUCGAGGGCAACAAGAUUUUGCUUCGCGUUGGCCUUACGAUAGUGGUGCGGCUUCGGCAGGACCUACUAGCGACCGACGAUAUCUCCACGCUGAUCGGGCUGUUUCGUUCGUUGGAAAAAUCGCACGUGCUCAUGGACUGUCACGAGUUUAUGAAGAGCAUCUUCAAGGUUCCGGGUAAUUUGCGUCGCUCGCAGCUCGACGCUCUGCGCCAACGGUUUUACAGUGAACGGAUGGCCAGCAAAGCGAAAGGUUCCUAGGGGUUGGAGAGCUAUAUUCAGAAGAGAUACAGACUGAAUAUAGUGUAGACCAAAGCUGUGACUGGCAGUCGGUGCUGCCGAGUAAUCAAAAACGAACAAAAAGUGGUCGGGAGAUGGAAACGAUCCUUCCUCUCGACCCGUCAACUAUCGAAGGAAGGAAAGUUCCUUUGUUUAUUUAAUCAUCUCGAAAGCUAAGUAUACAUGCCACCGAGACAUACGUACAUGAUUAAGCUUUAAAAUGCAAUUGGCAGCUAUUUUAUAUCGCUGUAGCUCAUAACGGUCCUGCAACAUAAUUUUCUACACUUGUUUGGUUCCCACUAAUUAUUGACCUACUUAUUGAAUGCAUUUAGCCCCAAUUGUGCUGCUUUUCGUAUCGGUUCAAUCGGAACUGUCCGUACCAUAAUUUUAGUGCUACAUUGCAUUAGCUUCCUAAUCCUAAUGUACAUUAUCAGAUACUCAAAUUCAAAAUGACGAAGUAUUUAUUAACCCAUAACGAACGUUUUAAAAUAUUGACGUCCCAACUACUGUGGACGCAAAUAACCUUUUACACUUUUCAACUUUCGGAGAAAAAAACGCCAAAAACCUAGCAUAAAUAAGUGCAAACGGUGUAACAACUAAAAUCAAACUGCCAGUAGAAUAGAUCAAACGUUACUCGCUCUAAGCAUUAUCAAUCAGGCGGGACAAUAAAAGCGCGGUGCAGCCUAUAUCGUUUUUUUGUUGUAAGUUAAGGAAUUAAAUAAAAUUUCAAAGCGUUGUGCAAUUCUAUACAACUUCA